Molecule: messenger RNA, 2622 nt
Organism: Candoia aspera
Lineage: Eukaryota; Metazoa; Chordata; Lepidosauria; Squamata; Candoiidae
Product: beta-1,4-galactosyltransferase 3-like
Exons: 8
Coding region: 524-1594 (356 amino acids)
Biological process (GO): carbohydrate metabolic process
Cellular component (GO): Golgi apparatus
Molecular function (GO): galactosyltransferase activity
Source: RefSeq, a predicted model, not a curated record
GUUCCAUGGUGGUCAAGUGGGUACCUUCGUUUCCCCGCUUCGCAAGCUCUCCGUCGGCGUGGCUGCUGAGGCGGGGAAGAAGCAUGUGUUUUCAGAUGCAUGGGGAAGAUAAUAUAAAGAGCACUAAACUAGAUUUAUUCUAUCCUUAUAAUUUAUAUUGCCAAGUUAACAUUUGAACCUGAAGCUCAAAAUGAGGAACUGCAAAGAUUGGAGAUGUUUGAGUUAAUGUAAUCAAAACAGCAUCCCCAAAAAGUACUGAAGAAAAAUUCUUGAGUAGUAAAAACAGAAAACAAUUGAAUAAUGGAAGAAUGGAUUCACCAAAGAUGGUUAAAAUAUAAAACAUUUGAUCUAGAAUACCCUGUGAGUUGCAAGAAAUCAUGCUGAGAAUCUAGAAUACUUCCCAAAAAUGAAAAUCUCCGUACUCCGUUACUUCAAAGAGUCAUUUACUGAAGCUUUAACUACUGUACCUGUGAAGUUAAAACACUGGAAUGUCCUGAAGAACUAAAUAAGAAUUAAAUUCUUUAUGAAGAAAAUGAAUCUUUCUCGAACUGAAAAUCCUUGCUUUCUGCUUCUCUUGGUAAUCUUUCAAGUUAUAUUCAUCUUGAUACUUUACCGAGGCAGCAGUUCAGUUUUAUUUCAGGGUUAUUUAGAAGUACCCAAGUCAUUGGACUAUUCAAAAUCAAAGGAUGUCUAUAUAAAUCUUAGUUUGUUUACUCCUGCUCCUGAUAAGGCCACUAUGCAGACUUGUACACCACAGUCAGACAUAAUUGUUGGAUUCUUAAGUAUCACCUUUGAUACACUACACAGUGAAAGAACAAUUAUCCGCAAAAAUCCGUAUGUCCGCUCAGGUGGCUGCUAUAGCCCACCUCAUUGUCUAGCCCGUUACAAAACUGCUAUCAUUGUACCAUGCAGAAAUUGUGAGAAGCAGUUGCACCACUUUCUUUAUUACCUUCAUCCCUUUCUCCAACGUCAGCAGCUUAGCUACUGUAUCUACUUGAUUCAUCAGGCUGGAAGUGGUCCGUUUAACAGAGCAAAGCUCCUUAAUGUUGGCGUCCGUGAGGCCCUGAAAGAUAAUGAUUGGGACUGUCUGCUUCUACAUAAUGUGGAUCUUGUUCCAGAAAAUGAUUAUAAUCUUUAUGUCUGUGAUGAAUAUUAUCCCAAACACCUGUCCACUGCUAUUGACAAGUUAAAUUACCGCCUGCCAUAUUCAUCCUUUUUUGGUGGUGUUACUGCUUUGACCCCAGACCACUACAUGAAGAUAAAUGGGUUUCCAAACACAUACUGGGAGCGUCUUGGUGAAGAUGAUGACAUUGCAAAAAGGAUCCAUAUAGUCGGAAUGAAAAUAACUCGGGUUCCUUUUCGUGUUGGACGUUACAAAAUGAUGGAUUAUGGACAAGCAACUAGCCCUUUACUGAACCUGGAAAGGCCUGCUGAAUUGCGUACUUCCCAAACAUGGAAAGAUGAUGGAACAAAUUCCCUUGUCUUCGAGCUCUGGGAAAAGAAGAAAAAACAUCUUUAUACUUACAUUAUAGUAGACAUUGGAGAUAUACCAGCGCUACCAUCUCCAAGCAAAAGAGAAAGGAACAACAUUUGACUUUGGUAUCAUCUGAAGCUUUCAAAUCUUGGAGCUAUUUACAAACUAAACUCACCAGGAAAGCAAGGAGGGAAAAGGCAUUUAAGAGUACAUUCCUUCAGAGUGCAUUUGACCAAAUAAAGCAGCAGCCUAAUACAGGGUACUGAAGAAGCCAUGUCUGGGGUUGUGUGGUUUCUCCUCGUUGACAUUAGCAACACAGACAAUACAUACCCUGUCUUGUUCUGCAGUAAACACUUAGGAGCUAGAAAGUGGCAGUAGUUCUGCUAUAGGACUUGCCAAGUACCAGCAACUGAUUACCCUAUAAACAAUUGCAACAUAUCCACUGAACCCUGUGCGCUCUUUUCUAACUGGCACAAGUCUGCAUAGCAAACGUUCAUCCAAAAAACGUUACAUUAAUGUGGAUAUUUGUUAUUACUACUGUUUUUAGUAAUUAUCUGAAUACAAAUUUGGAGUUUACCUACAGAUCUCCUUUUGAAAGGUUCUUCACUAGAAAUUCAGUUUUCUAUACCCAUAUUUUAAGACAGCUAUUUUAAAUUAUACUUCAAGAGUGUUACUUUUAAAAUAGCAUUUUAGCGAAUUUUAAUAAACAUUAAUUAAUAGCAUUAGUAAAUAUUUAUCUUAUGUAAGUAUUCAGAUGAACUGAUUGCCUGCUUUUCUAGUCAACACGUUUCACUGGGGUCUCAUGUUAUUUAGAAGAGUUUGAUGUUUGCAGAGAUUCAAACUGAUGAGAUAGAGCAGCUGUUUAUGUAUUUGCCAUAUUGUAAAUCUGGAAGUGAAUGGAUGUGGAGACUUACCCUGUGCUAUAUCCCACAUAUACAGCUCACUGAAUCAUCACAGCAGACUUCCUAUGGAAAGGCAGAGUAGUAAAUCUAAAUAUUUAAGCAAGACUGCUGUUUGUUAAAAGCAACAAAGCACCAAUCUUGAAUCUAUUCCCCUCUGCCCAUUUGUAAAUCAGUGGGGAAAAUAAGCAGAGUUGUUUGCCUUGCACAUCUAUGAUGUGGCUUACUGGUAGCCACCUUGAAAAUAAA